Molecule: messenger RNA, 463 nt
Organism: Sphaeroforma arctica JP610
Lineage: Eukaryota; Ichthyosporea; Ichthyophonida
Exons: 1
Source: RefSeq, a predicted model, not a curated record
AAAUACAUGUAUAUAAACGUACAUUUCGAUAUACAUACAUAUUCACUCUUGUAUUUAUAUGUGUAUAGAAGGAAAUAGGUAUAAACAAAAGGUAUAUUACAAGAUGAACAAUAUUGGUGGCAACGGCAGGCUGGGUGGGGACAUGAACCACACGUAUCCAAAUACUAACAACGAUGCCAAUGCUCAACAAAAUCCAUACAUACAACAACAGCAACAACAGCAGUACAUGAAUCAUGCACAACAUAACCAACAACAUGCUAUGCCACAGCAGACCAUGUCGAAUAUGCAUACCGGGCAACCACCCGUCAGGAGAGAGAAUACAGGCGACAAUGGGUAUAUUACCAGUACUAAUAGUAAUAAUAGCCUGAACCCGAAUAUGGCAAGUGUGAACGCUAAUAGUAUACCCAGAUCGCCACAUAUGGGGGCUAUGCCUACGUCUCCCAUGACGUAUGAUGCGAAUCAG